Molecule: messenger RNA, 609 nt
Organism: Suillus subalutaceus
Lineage: Eukaryota; Fungi; Basidiomycota; Agaricomycetes; Boletales; Suillaceae
Exons: 3
Coding region: 1-609 (202 amino acids)
Source: RefSeq, a predicted model, not a curated record
AUGGUAAGUUCUCAACACCCUCCUACCCUCCUACCUACCUUCUUCAACAGUGACCAAGUCACUACUUUCUUCAACCAACCUCAACCAACCACGCUCCCACCAGCAACUUUGGAUGCUGAGAAACUCUCGAAGUACUUCUUCAGGUGCCCAGUCUUCGUCAUUCCUGGUCGCAUGUACCUUGUAUACCACUACCCAGAUGUGCCAUUAAUCACCGUCAUGCAAAUCCACCUGCGCAGGUACUUCUUCGGGUGCCCAAACCCAGACGCGCUAUUAAUCACCGUCAUGCAAAUCCACCUGCACGGGUACUUCUUCAGGUGCCCAAUCUUCACCAUGCCCUGUCGCACAUACCACGUAGAGAUCCUUUACACCAAAGAGCCAGAAUCCAACCAUCCAGAUGCGCCAGUCAUGCGAAUCCACCUGCGUGGGUGCUUCUUUGGGUGCCCAAUCUUCACCAUUCCUGGUUGCACAUUCCCUGUGGAGAUCUUUUGCACCAAAGAGCCGGAAUCUGACUAUCUAGAUGCGCCAUUACAGGUCUCACGUGAUGCGCUUGUCAACAGACUCCAAGUCGCUGACUGUCAUAUACCAUAUAUCCGGUUACAGAUCCGAUGA